This is a messenger RNA of Durio zibethinus, 2498 nucleotides long. Its product is annotated as adenine nucleotide transporter BT1, chloroplastic/mitochondrial-like. NCBI's taxonomy places the organism in Eukaryota, Viridiplantae, Streptophyta, Magnoliopsida, Malvales, Malvaceae. The record is from RefSeq and is a predicted model, not a curated record. Gene Ontology annotation, biological process: transmembrane transport.
CAAAGAGUGAAAAUUUUUUAAAUGCUGAUUAAAUCAAAACUUUUAUACAACUCUAUGAAAUUUUUUACCACUUGUGAAAAAUUCCUACAGUCUAUUGCUAAUUACUGUUUUUGGUUUUCACUUUUCAUACAAAAAACAAAAUUUCAGUAUUGGGCCAACUUCCCAUAGGUAGCAAAUGGGCUUUCUUCUGUUGGGUUUAGGUCAAAGUAAAAUAAAAUGAACAAAGUCAGCACAUUGUCCAGCAGAGGAUCAUGCUUUCUUUGCCUUGUAGAAAUCGAGUGGCGGACUGGAAAGUGAAAGCAGCGAGGAAUUUGUCAAUAUCUUGGAACUGGAUAAUCGUCAUAGGGCGGUCUUGUGGGUCGUAAAAAGUCCUGCUAUUAUAUUCAAAUAUAUAUAGCUCUAAAUUGGCUUAAUAUCACUGCAAAAAUAUAAAGGUAGCAAAGCCAGCCAAAUCAAUGGGAGCCAAAGACAAAUUACUAUAAAAUUUUAUUAUAUUCAUUCAUUGUCCAACAUUUAAAGCACGUCAAAUUACUGAAAUCUCCGAAGCAACAGGAGAGAGAGGAGAGGAGACCACCUUCAGAUUCACUCCCAUUGUUGGAUUGUAAGUACAAGAUAAACCUAACACCUUUGCACUCUAACCCACCAUACCAAAGCAACCCUAUAUAUAUGCCUUUUGAGUUUUGACAACAGUCACUGCCAUUUCUAAAAAGAGGGAAAGAGGAAAAGGGUAACCUUGAGUGAAUCAGAUUCAUUCACCUACCCUCCUCUCUUCUCUCUCCCUUCUUUUUUUUUUUUUUUUUCAUUUUAAGGAUUCUAAAUUUUCGAUUUGUAUCUUGUUUUCAUCGACUCUUCUCUUUGGAUUUCUUCAAAAAAAAAAAAGGAUUUUCUCUUGUAUUCAUUUCUUUAAGCUGAAUCUUUUAGGCACCCAUUUGUACAAAAUCUGAUCUUUGCUUCAAAAACACGCACAAUUCUCUUAAAACAAUGAAAAAACGGAUUUGGGUAUUCAAUAAACCCUAGAAAAAAGACAUAUUUUAUAAAAAUUUUCAAAGUUUUUUUUCCAUCAUGAGCAAGAGAGGAAUUCAGUUGUUUGACGAUAAGAGAGAUGGGUUUUUCUCCGUAUGUGAUUUGGGGUCUCAGUGGUGUCUCGAACAGAACAACUUUUAUCCAGGCGGCUUAUUUGCAAGCGUUGGUCAAAUGGGAAUAGGAUUUGGCGUUUCGCCAAACUCCCCAAAUGCCCGUGACAAUGGUGGAACCAAAGCUCCGUUUUCCGAUCUAUUUGUGAAAUAUUUACCGUCACAAGAUGAGAUUCGGGUUGUUGGAGUACCAGAAGGUGAAGCAGCUUUAAAGAAGAAAAAGAAAGUUGGCUUAAAACUGAAAAUCAAGGUUUCUAAUCCUUCAUUGAGGAGGUUAAUAAGCGGUGCCAUAGCUGGGGCGGUUUCAAGGACUUGUGUCGCGCCAUUGGAGACUAUAAGGACGCAUUUGAUGGUUGGGAGUAGUGGGAAUUCUACCACUGAGGUGUUCCAUAAUAUAAUGCAGACUGAUGGGUGGAAAGGGUUGUUUAGGGGUAAUUUGGUUAAUGUGAUUCGAGUUGCACCAAGCAAGGCGAUAGAGUUAUUUGCUUUUGAUACUGUGAAUAAGCAGUUGUCGCCCAAACCUGGGGAAGAACCAAAGAUUCCAAUUCCUGCCUCGUUAGUUGCAGGAGCUUGUGCUGGAGUCAGCUCAACUUUGUUGACAUAUCCUCUUGAGUUAGUUAAGACUCGAUUAACCAUUGAGAAAAAUAUGUAUGAUGGUGUACUUGAUGCUUUCUUAAAAAUACUGCAAAAGGAGGGCCCUGCUGAACUUUAUAGAGGCCUUGCUCCUAGUCUUAUUGGAGUAAUUCCUUAUGCUGCCACUAAUUAUUUUGCAUAUGAUACUUUACGUAAAGUGUACCGUAAAGUUCUUAAGGAGGAGAAAAUUGGUAAUAUUGAAACACUUUUAAUUGGAUCACUAGCUGGGGCUAUUUCAAGUAGUGCAACCUUCCCACUUGAGGUGGCUCGCAAGCACAUGCAAGUUGGAGCUGUCAAUGGAAGACAGGUAUACAAGAAUGUGCUGCAUGCACUCUCAAGCAUUCUUGAACAAGAAGGGAUUCAUGGUCUAUAUAAAGGUUUGGGUCCUAGUUGCAUGAAGUUGGUACCUGCUGCUGGGAUUUCUUUCAUGUGCUAUGAAGCAUGCAAAAGGAUAUUGGUAGACAAAGAUGAGGAAGCAUAGAAUUUUCUCGUUGAAGUGAAUAAACUAGUCCUUUGGAACAGAGGAAUGAGCUGGCAUACAUUUUAGGUUCUUUUUUUUUUUUUUGAUAUUUUUCUCCUGCUGAAAUUUUUCUGUUGAGAGCUCAGUUCAGGUAGCGGCAUUUGGAAGGUUAAAAAUGAUCUUGAAAGUAAGUUUAUUGGCAUACAGUUUUCUUUGGCCUUGAAAAUGAGACAGAUAAGUUAUAUUUGAAGAAUGAUGGACUUUUAGUGUAC